Molecule: messenger RNA, 2023 nt
Organism: Plutella xylostella (diamondback moth)
Lineage: Eukaryota; Metazoa; Arthropoda; Insecta; Lepidoptera; Plutellidae
Product: luciferin 4-monooxygenase
Molecular function (GO): CoA-ligase activity
Source: RefSeq, a predicted model, not a curated record
CCGUCCCUGCGCUCUUGUCCCUUGAUCGAGUCUCGGUCAAAGUUAACACAGUUUUAUACCGUCGGCGGCCCAUGGCGUCAGUCUUGACCGGUUCUGCUUAUUGUGAAAAACUUAUUUAAAUAAAAAGGCCAUGGCGUCUCCGCGGCAGUGGUACGACGGCGUGCACAUGUACCUGGGCGAGCUGGGCGCGCGCGUGGUGGCGCGCUCCGGCCGGCCCGCCGACCGCCACCACCUCGGGAAACUCAUCCUGCAGAGCUUUCUGGACGCGCCCGACCAUGUGUUGCAGAUAGACGGCGCGACGGGCGAGUCUGAAACCUUCGGCUCAAUGCUAGAGCGGUCGGUCCGGUGCGCGGGGUGCUUCGCCCAGCGGGGGGUGGGGUAUGGUGACGUCAUCGCCAUCAUGGCUCCCAACCACCUGGAUAUUGGGGUUCCGUUCUACGCGGCCCUGUACCUUGGGGUCAUCAUUGCGGCCGUUGACAGGACUUUGGGAGUGUUGGAGCUCCAAGGCUCGUUCAGCGUCAGCCGCCCGAAGCUGAUCUUCUGCCAGAGCGAGAAGGCGCCGGACGUGCAGCUGGCCCUCAACGAGGCGGAGGUGGACGCGCAGAUCGUGACCUUCGACGGCGGCGACUACCUGUGUAGCUUCCAGCAGUUCAUGGAGGCGGGGGUGGACGUGGCGGUUGAGGAGUUCGAGGCCGCAGACUUCGACCCGGCGGAGGCGACGGCCUUCCUCAUCGCCACCAGCGGCACCACCGGCCUGCCCAAGGCCGCCGAAGCCACCCACAAGAACUUCGCUACCUCCAGCCCAUACUUAUGGAUACGUCACGACACGUUCCCCACCCCGACGCGCAUGGCUCUCAUCGGGUCGCCGCUGCAGUGGCUGACCGCUCUGAUGAACUUUGUCAUGACGCCCAUAUUCCGGUACACAAGGCUCCAGACCUCGCUGCCUCUGACCAGGGAACAUUGCUAUCACUUGCUCAAUACUUAUAAGCCGACGUGGACGGUGUUCAGCCCGACGUUCAUGGCGGCGGUGAUCAAGGCGGCAGACCGGGACCAGUGCGACUUCUCCUGCCUGGAGACCAUGCUGCUGGGCGGCAGCGCCGCGCCCGCAGACCUCAUUGCUGAGAUCAAGCUAGUGACCCCCACCACAGAGGUGUUCAACGCGUUCGGCAUGUCGGAGAUCACGGGCGUGGGCUUCUGCAACGACGACACCGCGCGGCCCUGGAUCUGCGGCCGCCCGCUCGGCUGCCUCAAGUAUCGAAUAAUAGACCCAGGCACUGGGCUGGACGUCACUGAACCCAAUGUACCCGGCGAACUGUGGCUCAAGGGACCAGGCAUUGUCAAGGGCUACUACAACAACCCGGAGGCCACAGCGGAGACGUUCAGCGAGGACGGCUGGUUCAAGACGGGAGACAUGUUCUACAGAGACGAGCACCACUACUACGUCUAUGUGGAGCGGAUUAAACUGCUGCUCAAGUACAUGAGCUAUCAGAUAUCCCCCAUAGAGAUCGAGAGCGUGAUCCGCACCCACCCGGCGGUGUUGGACGUGGCGGUGACGGGGCUGCCGGACGAGGCGUGCGGGGAGCUGCCCGUGGCCUGCGUGGUGCGCCGGGACGGCUGCGAUGUCAGCGCAGAGGAGAUCAAGGACUUGGUCAAGGAUUCCCUGUCGGAUGCGAAGCAACUGCGAGGGGGUGUCAUAUUCCUGGAUCAAAUACCAAUGACAGCUUCUACCAAGGUGCACCGACGCCAGGUCAAGGAAAUUGCACUCACACAUCCCAGGGAAUGAGGCUUUAGCCGAAUUGUAGCUCAUCUGUGAUAUGUGAUGAUUUAGAUUUUAGCUUAGUGUAGGUGCAAAUGUAGAAUUAUUAGGUAAGUUGUUGUUGGUUGUUAUAGUUGCGUUUUACGAGUAGCUAUGUAUUAGGUAUGUAGAUUGUAGAUCGAUAAUAGUAACCUAUUUUUUAAUAACUACUGAUGUAUUAAUGAAUGUAUAACUGUUUAUAGUAUUAAGAUUAAGCAUGGAUUAAGG